AUGGCGAACAAGCUUAUCAGUGAGAUGGGUCUCCCAAGAUCAAUUGCCAACAUAUUCGCUGCUCGCAAUAUCAUCACCUCGAAGGAUGCACUUUCUCUGAGUGAGUUCGAGCUGAUGGAAUUGUUGGAUGUUGGGCUGGAAGAAGUAAUGCUAGCAGUGGCUCACAUUAGUGAAUUCACGUGCCCACAUUAUCAGACGGCUAUGUCACUGUUGGAUCAACGGAAUCGUAAUGAGAACCUGGCGGGCCAUCUCCCAACACGCUUAAAAGGACUUGAUGAAGCCCUCUGUGGCGGAAUACCAUUUGGAAUUGUCACGGAGCUGGUGGGUCCCGCUGGGAUUGGUAAAACACAGUUUUGCCUGAAGCUUGCCUUACUAGCGUCGUUGCCUACUUCUUAUGGAGGCUUAGGCGGCCGUGCAAUAUAUGUUGAUGUAGAAUCCAAGUUCAGUUCAAGAAGAUUGAUAGAAAUGGGGUUUAGUAGUUUCCCAGAAAUAUUUCAAAUGGAAGGCCUUGCUCAAGAGAUGGCUGGAAGGAUUCUAGUUUUGCGGCCAACAUCGUUAUCUGAAUUCACUGACACCUUGCAACAAAUAAAGGUUUCACUGCUCCAGCACAAUGUGAAGCUGCUUAUAGUAGACAGCAUGGCAGCUCUUUCUUCUCGGGACUCUGGUCAGGGACCUUCUAGACAACACCCGUUAGGUUGGCACAUCUCUUUUAUUAAAUCAUUAGCAGAAUGCUACCGGAUUCCCGUAGUUGUGACAAAUCAAGUACGAUCUCAAGGGCGUGAUGAAGCUUCACGAUAUAUAUUUCAAGAUAGAUUGGACAGUGCUGAAGAUCCCUCCAAAUUCGAUUCUCAUCUUGUUGCUGCUUUAGGGAUUCAGUGGGCCCAUGCUGUUAGCAUUCGUCUUGUUCUAGAAUCUAGAUCAGGACAAAGGCUGAUAAAGAUAGCAAAAUCUUCAAUAUCUCCAUCGGUUGGAUUCUUCUUCAACAUAACAUCAUCGGGAAUUUCAUUACUUGAUGAUGAAGGAAUGGAGAUGAUGGGACCGGAGGCAAACACAAUACAUUGCCAAGGCCAUAGUGCCUUAAUUAACAAUGACAUGGAAGUGACGUAA
Messenger RNA from Striga hermonthica, 1107 nucleotides. NCBI's taxonomy places the organism in Eukaryota, Viridiplantae, Streptophyta, Magnoliopsida, Lamiales, Orobanchaceae. The record is from the annotation of a GenBank genome assembly.